AUAGCAUCUAUAAACUUCGCCGUCGCCGUCGUCUGAGGUUUCUUCAUUGUUCUUCUUCCCAGCUCCGACAAACAAAUCUAAGCUUACUAUCUUUCUCUCUUUACUUCUCUCGCAGCAAGCAAAGCAAAGAAUGGCGCUUUGGAUGGAAAACGGUUCAGAACCUCUUACAGAAAGAGAGAAAGCAGACCUUGAGGCUAUUUCUGCUAUUAAAGAGUCUGCUUCAAUUGAAUUAAAGGAACAAGGAAACGAUUUUGUGAAAAAGGGUAAAAAACAUUACUCAGAUGCUAUUGACUGUUACACUAGGGCUAUAAAUAUGAAAGCUUUGAGUGAUUCCGAGACUUGUAUUUUAUUUUCAAACCGAGCCCAUGUUAACCUGUUGAUGGGGAACUAUAGACGAGCUCUUAUGGAUGCUGAAGAGGCCAUUAAGCUCAGCCCGACCUAUGUCAAGGUUUCUAUCAUUUCCUUUCCUUAUAUCUUACUUGACAUUAAUUUCUUAUCUCAAGUUUUAUCUUUUGCUUAUCAGGCAUACUAUAGAGCUGUUAAAGCAGCUUUGUCUCUAAAUCUUCUCUUAGAAGCAAAAACAUAUUGCAAGAAUGGUCUUACCCACUCACCAGACAAUGAGGAACUAAAAAAACUUGAAAAGCAAAUUGAUGUCAAAUUGUCAGAGCAUCAACAACGUGAAACUCAAAUAUCCACGGCUUUAACAGCCGCCAAGGUCUGUUAUUUGUGCUGUAAUGAGGAACUAUUAUGUAUUAUUUGGGGUUUACUUGGCACUAAGAUAAAUAAAAACACGCAGGACCUCCUUUCUGCCAUUGGAGAUCGAAAACUGAAGAUAGGAAAGUCUGCCUUUCAAGAACUCACUGCCUUGAAAAAGCCCAGAUUGGACAAGGACAAAGUUCUGCACUGGCCUCUUCUUCUUCUAUAUCCGGAAUUUAUGACCAGUGAUAUUAUCGAGGACUUCUGCGAAACGGACAUGUUCUCCAUGCAUCUGAACAUGAUGUUUUCAGAUAUCAACUUGCCAUUGGUUUGGGACAAAGAAAAUGCCUACACUCGUGAAACCAUUGAACUUUACUAUGAGGUUGGACCUGCAACUUGCUUAUCACAAAAAGCUUUACUUAAGUAUUUCUUAGACGGGACUCCUGCUGCCCAGCUUGAAAGCUUUGGCGAUGAGUAUGAUGCAGAUACUAAUGGAGGCAACACUAUCGAUCCCGGUAGUGGAGGACCCAAAUGGAUUCGAGUUAAUGAAAGGAGAAUACUCAAUGAUAUUCUGAAGGAACCAAAACUUGUUAUACCCGGAAUCCCAGUUUUCUACAUUGUCUCUAAGAAGUCGAGUUUCUACAAAGAUUUUAAAGCCGGAAAAUGGAGUCUGCCUGGCUGAUUGAAACUAUAUCCAUUUACCACCAUAUGUAACACAACUAGGUUUUUGUUAAUUAAUUCUUAAGUUUGCUAUUUAUAAAAUUUUGGGAUGAUUGUUUAAUGGCCAGGAUGCUUGUACCAUGUUUAGAAAUUUUGGAUUAGUAUAUUUAUAUAGUUUUCUAAAUUUUAUGUGGUAAUUGAAAUUGAGACUUUUGUUGUUGUAUUUUUUCUAUUUCAUAUUGAAUUAUUAGUCUUCA
This is a messenger RNA of Impatiens glandulifera, 1613 nucleotides long. Its product is annotated as tetratricopeptide repeat protein 4 homolog. The record is from RefSeq and is a predicted model, not a curated record. NCBI's taxonomy places the organism in Eukaryota, Viridiplantae, Streptophyta, Magnoliopsida, Ericales, Balsaminaceae. The transcript has 6 exons. Gene Ontology annotation, molecular function: Hsp90 protein binding. The coding region runs from base 131 to 1378 and encodes 415 amino acids.